Oncorhynchus mykiss (rainbow trout) is the source of this 1617-nucleotide messenger RNA. NCBI's taxonomy places the organism in Eukaryota, Metazoa, Chordata, Actinopteri, Salmoniformes, Salmonidae. The record is from RefSeq and is a predicted model, not a curated record.
AUGGCGAUGGUGGUGCUGUGUAAUCUUAUCCAGAUAGCAGAGCAGAGCGGGGAGGAGAGAGAAGAGGAAGCAUGUGUGUGGAUCUCAGCCGGGGAUCAGGAGGGUGCUCCAGACCCAGACAGGGGCCGCACGGGAUCAGAGAUCCCAGCCAGAAUGGAGGGCCCUGCGGCAAUGCAGCAUAUCUCUGAACCGAGGCCCAACAUGAUGAUCCCGUCCCCCCCUACAGCUGAACCCUACCACCAAGGCAACGUCAGGAUGACCCUGGAAAAGGCUGACCUCUGGAAGUCCUUCCACAACCUGGGGACUGAGAUGAUAAUCACCAAACAUGGCCGGAGGAUGUUUCCCCAUUGCAACGUCAGUCUAUCUGGACUCCAACCCUAUACCAACUAUGUCCUCAUGGUGGAAAUGGUUCCGGUGGACAACUCCAGAUACAGGUGGAAUAAAGGCCAGUGGGACAUGGCUGGGAAAGCCGAGCCCCAGCUCCCCUGUCGGACGUACGUGCAUCCAGACUCCCCCACCCCGGGCUCCUACUGGAUGAAACAAUCGGUGUCCUUUCUCAAGCUCAAACUCACCAACCACACACUGGACCAGCACGGCCAUAUCAUCCUGCACUCUAUGCAUCGCUACAUCCCACGCUUCUCUGUGGUCCAGGCUGAUAGUCUGCACAGUGUGCGCUGGGGACACUUCCAUUACUUCUCCUUCCCUGAGACCUCCUUCACUGCAGUCACGGCCUACCAGAACACUAAGAUCGCUAAACUGAAGAUUGACCACAACCCCUUUGCUAAAGGAUUCAAAGGGGAGAACACCCGUACUCAUAGCAAGAGGUGUCGAUCCAACAAGAGUUCUGGAAAUGCUUCAAAGAAAGCCAAACAAGACAGAGAAACAGAAUUCAAAAGUCCUUCAGACCUCCAAAGGGCAACAUUAGACUGUGAGCCAGCAGAACGGGGGAUAACCUCGGGAACAACGGAGAACAUGGUGUCGGCUAAGGAGGAUCUCUUCUCCCCCUGGGCCAUAGAACAGGACCCGUCCCAGAGCCACAGCCUGCACACUGAACUACUGGAGCUCCACGACCACAGACAGGACUACAGCACCGAGGAGCAGAUGGUGCCUGGCCCUGCAUCUAUGUCCUCCCAACCAUGCAGAUCUGUUGAGCAUGGCAGACUUCCAUCUCCAUCUUCUGUAGUGGAGGAUUGCAAAGGCAGGCGCAGCUAUGAGUCUCACCUCCGUGAUGUAGCCACUGUCCCUGGGCACAAGACUAACAGUCCUGGCCCUGUCAGGGACAUGGGACACACCCCCUUGGCACAAGCUAUGCCCCAGGACUAUAGAAUGUCCCCUGUCCAUCUGCCCACGUCCUCCAAAACCUACCCUGGGUACCUGGGUUACAGUUACCCCCUCUAUGGCCACUACACUACUAACCAGGGCAUGGGUCAGUGGAGUGAGGGUGGUACAGGACAGUACCCUGGACAGUCCUUGACUCACCACCUGCCCUUCUUCACCAGUCAAACACUGACUGCAGACCACGGCACCCACCAACGCAGCGUCCAUCACCAUGGCAACACAGAGGCAGAGUGGAGCUGGAGCCAGUACUUGAGUUUGGAUAAUGAUCAGAAUAGCUGA